AUGGCGUCCAGUGAAGUAACAAAACUUCAGCAGCAUUUGUCAUUACUAAAGGAAGAGUACAGCAAACUUCAGAGUCAUUGUGCUGAAGUAGAGAGGAAGUAUACUCUAGCAGCAGCAUCCGCCGGCGAUCUCAGUGAAACAAGCUUCGUAGCACGGUUACUCAUGACAGUGUCAACUCUUUAUGGCAGGGAGACAUACUCAGAUAUAAAUAUCAAACUGCAAAGUAAGACCGUUCCUGGACACAAGUUCGUAUUAAAUGCUCGUUCAGAUGACUGGAAUGAGGAGGCCCUCAAAACGCUCACAGAAUUGGAUUGGUCCAAUUUGCCAGAUGAUGUUGGUUCAGCACUACUUAAAUGGUUAUACACAGAUGUGGUAGAUCUAUCUAGAGGUGAUGCUUUUGCAUUACAUCUUAUGAAAUGUGCUGCUAGCUUUAAGCUGUAUGGAUUGGUUGGAAAAUGUGAACAAGCACUUAUAACUUCAGUUGGAGUAAGGACCUGUGUCAAGUUUUAUUCAGCGGCCGAUGAAAUUGGUGCAACUGCACUUAAAGAACAUUGCUCUGGUCUGAUUUCUACACAUUGGGAUGAUCUUACAGGUGACGACUUUGCCCACAUGUCUUCUGCGUUGCUAUACCGCAUGCUGAAGAGUAAGACGCCGCAGCCGCUGCAUGGCGCUGUGCGGCUUAUGCGAGAGGACGUGGUCUUCCUGUGCCUUGUUGAGAACCAUGCCAAUCUUACAGACAUCGUGAAUGCAAUGUCUCCCCGUGGGGAACUGCCGCUCGAGUUGGCUCUGCGCGGGCGAAGCGCUUCAAUAGCGACUACUCUAUUGCAACAUUGCGCCGAUUCAGACGCACGAGGGCCACGCGGACGAACGUUGCUGCAUAGAGCUGUCGAUUCAAGGGAUGCCUUCUCUGCUAGGUUUCUCGUGGACAACGGAGCCGACACCAGUCUCACAACUAAAGAGGAAGGCGACACUGUACUGCAUCUUAUUGCGGCACUCACAUCCAGCUCCUGCGACCCUGAAACCAUGGAACAGAUGAUUGAGAUAGCAGAAACGGUCGUGCAAAAGGGCGCCGACAUCAAUCGUCAAAACAGAAAAGGAUUCACUCCUCUUCAUCAAGCAGUUAUAUCAAGAAAUCAAAGAAUUUUUGAUCUCUUGCUCAAGCAGGCCAACUUGGACACCAAUCUACGUACUCUAUCAGACGAACAUCCGCCUCUGUAUUAUGCUCUCGUUGACGACAGACGUGCCUCGAUCUCCUCCAGUGAGACUUUAGUUAUGAACGGAUCCAAUCCCUUCGAUACGCCGGUGACCAACAAAAACGCCUUUACCGAAGACCCGGUGGAAGGCAAAACAGAAAACAUCAUAGAAAGAGGUUUCGCUGCGAAACUACUGGAAAAAGGGUGUCAACCAAAUCCACUAUAUUCUGGCUCUGGAGAUAGCCUACUACAUAUAUUAAUUCAAGGAUGGUUUGAGGACUCCGCAGUAUUUUUAGUGUCGCACUUGAAUGGAGAUCUAAAUCAUAGCAAUGAGGCGGGCCUUACGCCACUUCAUGCAGCUUGUGCUAAUGGCCUCACACGACUAACAGCCGCUCUCCUGGAGCACGGCGCUCGGCACAAUGUGCAGACUGCGUACGGCGAGCAUGAAGACACCGUCUAUCGACAAACCCCCCUACAUUUAGCCGUCCUAAAUAACCAUGAAGGUGCUGUACUAGCCAUCAUCGAACACAAGAAACUUGUGGAAAAGGGCGAUUUGCCAGCUGCGGACAGGAGCAACGUCAGUCUUGUGCCGAAUUUGAAUCUGAAGAAUUCAGAGGGAGACACUCCUGUGAGCCUUGCGCUUACUGAGGGGCACAAGCAUCUCGUCGCACCACUAAUCGAAGGUGGAGCUGAUCCAAAUAUUCGUAAUGGGAAAGGAUUUACACUGUUACACCAAGCCAUUGUUGAAGAAGAUUCUAGAACUGCAAUCUAUCUACUGGAUCAUGGAGCUGAUAUGAACGCAUUGACGGACGGCGGCGAGACGCCGCUGCAGCUGGCGAUCCACUGCCGGCUGGGGCUGGUGGUGGAGGCGCUGUGCGUGCGCGGCGUCGACAUGAGCCGCCUCGACGCGCACGGCGUGCCGCCGCUCUGGGCCGCGCUCGACUCUGCCCAGGAAGAAGUGGCCAGCAUUCUUGUGAGAAACGGCGCUGACGCUGACUGCUGGGGUCCCGGUCCCGAUGGAUGCCUACAAACUUUAUUGCACAAGGCGAUCGACGAGAACAAGGAGACGUUGGCGACAUUCCUGAUUCGUGCGGGCUGCGACGUGGAAUGUACGCGGCGCGUCGGCCCAAAUGGCGAAGGCGCCGAAGUGGCGUCCGAGCGUCACACACCGCUGCAUCUGUGCUGCACCUGGGGCCUCACCGACGUCAUACAGACAUUACUGGAACACGGUGCCAAUAUAAAUUCAAAAGACGCUGAAGGUAAAACGCCGUUACACAUUGCGAUCGAGAAUCAGCAUGCGGGUAUCAUUUCACUGCUGUUAUCGCAGCCCGGAAUAGAUUUGUCCGCGAGAGACAAUAAAGGAGUUUCGCCUUUUGCAGCUGCACUAACAGCUAGAAAUAAUAAGGCAGCCCAAGCUAUACUUGAGAAGAAUCCGUCAGCAGCUGAACAGGUGGACAAGAAGGGGCGCAACUUCUUGCACGUGGCGAUCCAGGCGUGCGACGUGGAGAGCGUGAUGUUCCUGCUAUCGGUGGAGGUGGACGUGAACUCGCGCGUGCAGGACGCCACGCUGGCGCCGCCGCUGCACCUGGCCGCGGCGGCCGGCAGCGAGCUGCUGCUGCGCUCCCUGCUGCUGGCCGGCGCGCGCCCCAACGACCGCGACGCGCACAAGCGCAUGGCGCUGCACGUGGCGGCGGCGCACGGGCACGCGGCCAUCGUGUCGGCGCUGGCGGGCGGCGGCGCCGAGUGCGGCGCGGCCGACGCGCGCGGCGACACGGCGCUGCACGUGUGCGCGCGCGAGGGACACGCCGCCGCCGCGCGUGCGCUGCUCGCCGACACCGACAUCGACGCCGCCGCCGCCAACCUCAAAGGUCGUAAUCCUCUACAUGAACUGUGCUGGUGCAAAAAGGACAACGCGGCCACUAUUUGCGAAAUAUUUUUAGAAUUUAUGCCCGACUAUCCAAUCAACAAAACGGAUUUGCAGGGUAAUACUCCACUGCUACUCGCCUAUAUGAAUGGACAAGCCGCCAUGUGUAAGGUGCUCGUACGAGCUGGUGCGUGCCUAGCGCAAGAAAAUAAAGAUGGGAUCUCCAUAUUUAAUUAUCAGGUGGCUACGAAGCAACUUCUGCAUCGGCUAUUAGACGCCCUGCCCUCAGAAGCACCUUGGGCCGAAAGCGACUUAUGCCAAGAAUGUGGCACCAAGUUUACUCUAACCAUGAGGAAACAUCAUUGCCGUCAUUGCGGUCGCAUGCUAUGCCACAAAUGCUCAAACCAAGAUGUGCCCAUACUAAAAUUUGGCCUCAACAAACCACAACGAGUGUGCGAGAUAUGCUUCAACGUAUUACAAGUUGGGGCCAGUUAG
Parnassius mnemosyne (clouded apollo) is the source of this 3552-nucleotide messenger RNA. NCBI's taxonomy places the organism in Eukaryota, Metazoa, Arthropoda, Insecta, Lepidoptera, Papilionidae. The record is from the annotation of a GenBank genome assembly.